GCCGGGGGCGGGAUAACAGACCGAAGGCGCCGACGCCUUCUUGUGGAACGUCAGUGGAGUCAGUAAGUUUCGGAAGGUCCAGCUAUCUUUGGAUUAGUAGCCUUUCGUUUGAAAAUGGCCACAGAAGAACUUUCCUCCAAGCUCAGUCGUCGGCUCCAGAUCGAAGAAGGAGCCGAGGAUCCUGUUGCUGUGGACGUCAGCGGGGACCAGAAUGGGUCGGAAGACAAACCGAGUACGGCCAAUGCGGACUCGGAGCUCGGCGCUAAGCUGAUCCGGCGAGAGGAGCUCAACGACGGGCAGGGUGAGCACCGGCAGCCCAGCAUGAAGGUCUUCAACCCGUUCACCGAGUUCAAAGAGUUCUCCCGGAACCAGAUCAAAGACAUGGAAAAGAUGUUCAAAACGUAUGAUGCUGGAAAAGACAACUACAUUGACCUGAUGGAGCUGAAGCUGAUGAUGGAGAAGCUUGGAGCUCCACAGACCCACAUUGGCUUGAAGAACAUGAUCAAAGAGGUGGACGAGGACCUGGACAACAAGCUUAGCUUCAGAGAGUUCCUACUCAUCUUCAAAAAGGCAGCAGCAGGAGAGCUGGCGGAGGACAGCGGCCUCAGUGUCCUCGCUCGCCUCUCUGAAAUCGACGUUUCCACAGAGGGGGUCAAGGGAGCCAAGACUUUCUUUGAAGCCAAAGUCCAGGCCAUUAAUGAGUCCAACCGCUUUGAGGCGGAAAUCCGCCAGGAGCAGGAAUCCAAGAAGAAGCAGGCCGAGGACCAGAAACAGAGACGCGCUGCUUUCAAAGAACUGCAGUCAGCCUUCAAGUGACCGCCUCCAUCUCCUCCAGGACCCCCGCUUUUUAUGCUGCACUAAUGUCAGUGUGUCAAUGUGUGUGUUUGAACGCUCCAUGUAUGUCAGGGGUUGUCCCGAGUCAAACACAGGCUCACGCUGCCCGACAUGCUGGUCACUAUGCCAAGAUGUAAUUUUUCAUUAUAGUAAAUUGGCACUGCUUAACAGGGCUGGGUUUAAAAAAAAUCGAUUUUCCAAUUCAGUGUGAUUGAUCUGAUCUUAACGAUUUAGAAAAUCCACGAGAUUGAUCUUUUAAGAGGCUCCAUUUUUUUUAAAGUAGACUGAAGACAUUGUGUAGUUUCAUUUGAUACCAAUCUAAGAAAUCCUCCAAAGUUAAUAAGGACAAAAAACCGGCACGGCAAUGUGGGCCUGUAGGGCUUUAAGUGUACUGUCUCUGCAUCCCCCCCUGCACUGAAGACAGCACACGUUCAUUUGUUGUCUCUAUUUGGGAUCAAUUCUUAACACAAGAUUCAUAUUUUCAUUAAUGCAGCAGGUUAGAGGAUUCCUUGUACAAUUUACAGCAUCUGAAUCUUUUUCUACAUCCAGUAAUAUUAAGUGAUAUAAUUGCUAUGCAGUAUUUUGGUGUCAAACUUAUGGAUUUUUCCCUCUAGUCGGCCUGCAUAAAUGGCUCACCUGUACCUGAUACAAAGUGCUUCUCAGUCUGAACACACAGUAUGUGUUGUGUCUUUUGUGUCAACUGUGGCCAAAGUGAUCCGGUGUCCAUGGCGUUGUAUUUUGUAGACCGGUGCUAAAUGCACGUUUCCCCCGGCCUCGGCUACUCUGGGUGUCAGCUGGUCUGAGAUAUAUCUCGCCACUCAUUCCAGAACUCAAGGUAGUGUUUAAUGAUGACCAAAUAGCCGAGCUCUUUUUUAUUGACGGCUCUGUAUUUUUGUACAACGGGGUUGGGUGGGUAUUGAGUAGAUUUUGGUAUGUGGUUUGGGAUGGUUGUGGUGGGGCUUAUUCUUCAGCAACAUGUCUUUUAUGAGCCCUCUUAAUCAACGCUUUGAAAUAUAUACAGUAUAUUUUAAAUGUGGGUCUUCCUUUUUCUAGUUUCAGCCCUUAUUCUUAUCCUUCUCACUAUAUUAUCAAUACCUGGUUUAUGUCAUUGUUUCACCACUAGCUGCUUUUUCAAAGAAUCCAGUUCAAACAAAUGAACAAGUCACAAACACAUAUGUUGGAACUGAUUGGAAUGCAACCAGUAUAGCCUAAUCAUAAACUAGGUCAAAGGGACGUUUCUUCAUUAAUUACGUUACUAUGUGUGACUUCACGUUUGUUGUCAUGGUAAUACUACUGCAAGGAAGGUGCAUUUU
This is a messenger RNA of Etheostoma spectabile (orangethroat darter), 2147 nucleotides long. It is a transcript of the gene efhd2, whose product is annotated as EF-hand domain family, member D2. The record is from RefSeq and is a predicted model, not a curated record. Lineage: Eukaryota; Metazoa; Chordata; Actinopteri; Perciformes; Percidae. Gene Ontology annotation, molecular function: calcium ion binding.